CAGGUUAUGACCCGGAUAUCCCAGGAUACGAAAGGUACGAAAUGAGAGUGGAUCAUUCCAAAUCAGCGUAUACAUUAUUAGUGCAUAAAGCUCAGCUUGAUGAUGAAGCGGAGUUCCAGUGCCAAGUUGGCCCCGGAAAAAAUGAAAAGCCCAUCAGAUCAGUAGCCCGACUUACUGUUUUAGUUCCACCAAAGCAUUUGUCAAUCAAUGACUUAGAAAAUGGGACAGAAAUCGAAGUAAGAGAAGCGGAAAAGUUGGUUCUCCAUUGCCAGGCCGUCUCAAGUAAACCUGCCACUAUUCUCAAAUGGUACCGAAAAAACAUCGAACUGAUGCCAGAGGCAUCUCGAACGACUGUAAGGAGGGAAGGAGAAAAGUUGUAUUCUACCCUCAGCUCGGUAACUCUUUAUCCUAAAGGUGACACCAGUGGUUCUAUGUAUACAUGCGAAGCACUUCAUCCAGCACUCGAAAAACCACUUAAAGCUACUGUGUGUGUUGGGGUCCUCUAUCCUCCUCAACCUCCGAAAAUCAAUGGUUAUCACGAAGGAGACGUUAUUCAUGUUGGAGAUCAUUUGACACUUGUCUGCUCUUCCAGUGGAGGGAAACCACGAGCUCGGAUUGAGUGGUUUCGCAAUGGCGAGGUCGUGGAAGGCAACUCCUCCAUCCUCGGCCGAGAUUCCAGCAACACCAUAUCGUUUCGUGUGCGUGACAUUGACAAUAAUGCGGUUUAUAGCUGUGCAGCCUCCAAUCCCUUAACACCGAGACCUCUUGUUACAUCCAUCACGCUAUCUGUCGUGUUUCCACCCAAACGUGUUGUUAUUGAAGGGCCACUCGAAGCACACAGGGGAGAUUCUGUAAUGUUGAGCUGCCGGUCUGAUGUCAGCAACCCGCCAGCAAAGUUGAGAUGGCUAGUGGAUGGUGUAGCUUUCGACUCUCCCGAUACAGCGUUUACUGCUGAACAUAAUGGCUGGUAUGUGACAUCCAAUCUCACAGCCAUAAUCACCAGGCAGGACAAAGAUGUGAAAGCAUUUACCUGCAUUGCUCACGGCGCACCAGAGCACGAAAACGUCUUCCAAACUUUCAAUGUGUCCAUAUUUUAUCCCCCAGGAAAUCCUGAAAUAACAGGGUAUGAAGAUGGCUCAGAACUUAGGGAGAGUGAUCAUCAGAGAUUCACAUGCUCAGCAUCAGCAGGAAAUCCGCCGGCUGAUCUUAGAUGGUAUAGAGGCGACGUAGAGGUCUCAAGUGUGACCAGCGUGAUAUCAGGUCAUAUAUCAAGCAUCCUUACACUUGAAAUUGAGGUUUCGGACAAUGAAAUAAUACUGAGAUGCGAAGUAAAUAACAGUGCUGUCACAGAACCUCUGACUGCUGAAGUAAAACUGAAUGUUAUAUUUCCUCCACCAAAUGUAACAAUAUCUAUCGAUCCUCCACAACCAAGAGAAGGAGAUACGGUUCGUCUGGAAUGCUGGUCUGGCAGCAGUAAUCCUGCGGCUUCUAUCUUCUGGUGGAAAGACGACACUCUUCUCAAAGAUCAGAACCAAGUCGAGACAACAGACUCUUUUUAUGGAGGAUCUUCUACACGCAGUCGGCUAAGCUUACCACUUUCUUCUACAGAUCACGGAAGUCGAUUCACGUGCGAGGCUAAAAACGACGCUUUUCAACGAUCUGUUCAAGAGCAGAUAACUCUUCAUGUUUUGUUUGCUCCUGUAUUUCUGACUUCUGGGAAAGUUGUCGAAAUGAUUGAAGGUCGGUCUGGAGAGGUAAAUAUGACAGCAAAAGCCAAUCCGGAAGUCUAUAGAUACAGAUGGACAAAAGAAGGCGUUCCAAUUCCUGACAGAAGAGAUAGUUAUAAACAACCUUCGAGUGUUAGUGCUGAUGGAUCUGUUUUGUAUUUCACUCGUGUCUCUCGACACGAUUCAGGAGCAUAUACUUGUGUUGCCCAAAAUUUGGAAGGUUCAGCUAGUGCUACCCUUACCCUUAACGUCUUAUAUCCAGCAACUAUUUACAACAUUUCAGCCAGCACCGAAGUAGCAGAAGGUGAAACUGCCCAUCUAGAAUGUUCGGCUGAUGGAAACCCCUUAACUGAAGAUACUAUUACUUGGAAAGGAACAGACAUGCGUCUGUUAACUUUCACCAAUGAACUAGGCCAUUCCAUACUAACGAUUUUAAAUGCCUCUAGGAAAGAUGCCGGUGUGCUUGAAUGUGUGGCUGAUAACGGGAUUGGUUUGCCUUCAGUCCGAUCGACAAAGCUAGUUGUGCACUAUCGACCAUUUAUUUUAAAGAAGCUUCUCCAACGUAGGGUCGCCGCUGGGGAACAAGAUUCCGUCGAGCUUAAGUGCAUUGCUGAAGGCUAUCCUGGAAUUACAUUUUCAUGGUCUUUCAAUGGAUCGACCAUAAUGUCCGGCCAUAUGGACAUCACAAAAUACAGGGUACAUCAAAAACAAAAGUAUGAUAACGAAUGGUGGAGUACUCUAACGGUCAAUGUUAUAGGUCCAGGAGACUAUGGUGUUUACACUUGCGUUGCCGGAAACCUAAUGGGACAUGACUUCAUUACGUUUAGCAUUGUCAGAAGAAGUGUUCCAGAUCCUCCAGAAGCACUGGAAGCGCUUAACGUGUCCCAUAACGGAGCCGUGUUAAGAUGGUCUCCUGGCUUUGAUGGGGGACUUACCCAAUCCUUUCAACUUCGGAUUCGUAAAAAUCAAGCCAUGCCUGUUGCAUUUGUCCACAUCCCUAUGAACUCCACUUCUUAUAUGCUAAGCGGUCUCGAACAGGGAACGUCAUAUGAAGUGUCUGCUGCCGCGAAGAAUGCUUUGGGAGAGAGUUCUUACACUGCGCCUAUAAUACUGAGGACUAGAAGCCUACCAGUUAUGGAUUCCACCAUCUCCGGGCCUGUAUCCAGUGAUAGCUCGUCAGUGGAGUUCUUGCCAGCAUGGCUUUUUGCUGCCGCAGUCAUUGGCGGCCUAGUUGUCAUGGCCAAUGUAUUAGUCUGUAUUAUUUGCAUCCGAAGGAAAAGGUGGUGCCGCAGUCCUCAAGAAGGCCCUACUACUGAUGACAACGUGCCAAGAGAGAAGAAGUUGCCGUCUGAAGAUCAUUCUCCAUUUUAUUUAAGCAGAACCUCUAUUGACAUACCGGAUGAUGAAUUAGACGUGGAUAGCUUGAAAAAAACACCUAUUAAGCUACAUCAGGUAUACAGAGAUUCCAGUGAAGAAGGGCAAUCCUCAGGAAGACGAUGUGACUGUGGAGGAAUGCAAUGGAGCAGCAGUUUAAUUUGCGGCGGAAGAUCUCCAAGCGAAGAAAAUUCAGGAAACCAGCACGAGCACUGUCCAGACAUUCUGAAGAGAGAUAACUGCCACUGCCAUACUGCUGUGCCUGCUGGAAAGAGAGUUUCAGAAACGGAUGUGGAAAUGUCACCAACUUUAGGAGCAGUUAUUUAUGGAAAGAGAGAAAUACCUAAUUUAUCAUCGGAUGCCCAAGAAUCAAAGGAUUUUCCUAGCCCUCCUCACAUUACGCUAACCACGUUCCACUCGAAGUCUGAACUCCCUAUUCGACAUACCAUCAUUGGCCCUAAACUGGAAACUGUCAUAAAUGGCUAUGAUGAAGACAGCUGAAACCUGUUGCGCCCUCUCCAUAUGUGUCUUUAAUGUACUGCUCACUGCUAUAUGAAUAUCACUGUGUGCUUUUGACAUUUCGUGUCAGUAAUCAUGAUGAACCAUGAGUCAGAAGCUUUUUAAAUGCAGGAAGGUCAUGCUCACAGUCGUUUGAAAAAGAAAUGUGUUAGUGAAUUGAAACUGCAUUGAGUUUCGAAACAUGGUUCAGUGGAUUGUCUUCUUAAUUUAAUGGUUGUUUUUAAUAAUAAAGUAUUUUGUAAAAUGCGAAGCGUGAAAUCUAAGGCAUUGCACUCAGGACAUUCGCAUCGAUUUCUCUGCAAUAGUUGAAUAAAAUGGAGUUAAAUUUAAUAAGAAUAUCAAGUAACUGGGCCUGUUUAUAGCAUCAAAAACCCAUUCAAAUAAAUUUUGCAUUCCUCGAGGAUUUGCAUACCUGCUCUUCUUCCCAGUUGUAGAACAAUUUGCAUGUGAUUUUAACUUAUGAUUUUAGAAUGGAAUUUAGAGUUCUUUCAAGUAUCAGAGCAGUCGCCGAAGAUUUCCUGACAUUUAUGCUUGCCACUGAUUACUCACCCACGUAUUUUAAGAUCAUGUGUGUUGUGUUUGAAUAUAUUAAUGAUCCAUAAUAACGUAUUAUUAAAAAUAACAGUAAUUUUCUACAGUUGAUAUAAAAUAAUAAAAUGGCUGUUUUUUAACCUGUGAAUUGAAUCGGCAGUUAUGUCCGUUGCUCCGAAGCAUUCGUAAACAUUUUGGAAGGUAAACAUACACUCUGACAGCAAAGACACCCCCGACUAAAAUAAUCUUAUACCUUCCAAAGUAACGUCUCUCGAGUGAUAAUAUGCUCACAUCAAACGAUAGUAGUGAUCAGUCUCAUACAUUUGCUAUGAAAAUAUCAGAAUUUUUUAUGUAGGAAAAUUUAUUAGAAAUAUUAACGAAGCAUUUUGAUGGAGUUUCUCAAGAAAGCCAUUUUGAAAACUCAGAUGCUUCCUUACAAAUUGGUGCUUUUUUAUGACUACGAUGUUGGGCUUAAUUUCAAGUUACUAGGUAUGGAUGCAUGUCAUUUUUUGUGAGACCAGGAAUAAACCCACAUACGGAGAAAUAGAAUAACUGCAUUCCUCAUGUUGAAAAGUUGCGCAAGCAAAUUGGCAUUAAGUGACUGGUAUUAUAGCUGGUAAUUCUCAGAUUAUUUGUGAACUGAACUGUUCGUUUUGAUUCACGUGUUACAACUACACUGAAAAUGUAACUGAUAGAUACUUGAUGUUAUAUUAACUCAAACAGUAUGUUUCAUAAUUAUUAUGUAAUGGUUUUUAUGUCUAUCAAAGUAAUUUCAUAUUUAUUGUUUCAGAAUUCUUUUCUUUGUAAUAUUCAUCAACAUUAUCAAACUUUUACUCUAAGUGUUCCUGAAAAUAUUCUCUAUCCUUUACCAACACAUCAAUAAAAUUGGUAUAAGGCAUAUCACGGAAGUUAUUGGAUAUAGGAUUAAUAGAACAUUAUCAAAACAAUUAACUCAUAGUGUGUCAUGGCAUGCAAAAUGUUUUAAUCAAAAUUUUAAAACGUAAAUUAAAUCCAAUAAAUCAUUAAAAAAUAAGUACGUCUCUCAAAAAAAAAAAAAAAAAAAAAAAAAAA
Molecule: messenger RNA, 5222 nt
Organism: Stegodyphus dumicola
Lineage: Eukaryota; Metazoa; Arthropoda; Arachnida; Araneae; Eresidae
Product: adhesion molecule nephrin-like
Biological process (GO): cell-cell adhesion
Cellular component (GO): plasma membrane; cell-cell junction
Molecular function (GO): cell adhesion molecule binding
Source: RefSeq, a predicted model, not a curated record